This is a messenger RNA of Lentinula edodes (shiitake mushroom), 1023 nucleotides long. Its product is annotated as P-loop containing nucleoside triphosphate hydrolase protein. Lineage: Eukaryota; Fungi; Basidiomycota; Agaricomycetes; Agaricales; Omphalotaceae. The transcript is spliced from 2 exons. Gene Ontology annotation, molecular function: nucleic acid binding; 3'-5' DNA helicase activity; four-way junction helicase activity. Gene Ontology annotation, biological process: DNA recombination; DNA repair. Gene Ontology annotation, cellular component: cytoplasm; chromosome. Bases 1 to 1023 code for a protein of 340 amino acids. The record is from RefSeq and is a predicted model, not a curated record.
AUGCCCCCGGAAUACCCUCAAGUACUUGACGAAGCGCGGCUGAGGAGGGCAGAGAAUCUGCUAUGUGAUAUUUUCGGUGUUCAGUCACUGAGGAAGCACCAGAAGCUUGCUGGAAAUAACAUCUUGCGAGGCAAGACUACAGUCUAUGAUGUUCCCACUGGUGGAGGCAAGACCCUUGCAUUCUGGUAUCCUCUAUUCUACGAUUGGGAUGAUAGAGAUAUGAUCUCAACAUCUCAGAAUGUUGUCCUGGUCGUGAGCCCUCUCAAUGCACUCAUGAACUCACAGGCAGAGGCCUUACAGGAGAAAGGCAUACCAGCUCUUGCUGUGAACUCGGAAGGAAGUAAAAUUGAGGAUAUUUUCGAGGUGUACGAUAAUACCCACCGCUAUCAUUUGAAGCAUCGUGUAUUAUUUGUCUCGCCGGAGACUGCCCUGUCGACUCAGUUUCAUGAGAAGGUCUUGAAAAUCAAGUCGUUUCGUGUCAACUGCAUGGAACUUGUGAUUGACGAGUCACACAGUGCCAGUGAAUGGGGUGAAGAUUUCAGACCAGAGUAUGCUGAACUGGGAAAACUUCUCGCGCGACUGCCGAGUGGACUUCCGGUUCUUCUCGCCUCUGCUACGAUGCCCGAGAAUGUGAUACACGAUGUAUUAUUCAAGGUCGGCCUUCCCCAGGACUCUGCACGUGUUGCCGUCUCAAAUGCAAAACAUAAUGUUGCACUUUCGGUCCGUAUCCUCCAACAUCCCUCGAACACAUAUGCUGACCUUCUUGCACUGUUCCCAACCGAGAAAAAUGGUGGAUUCCGCCAGACACUUAUCUAUGUCAAUAGUCAAAGUGAAGCUGAAGAAAUACAAGAUUUCCUACGUCGUAACUGCCCGGAGCACAUUUCAACUGAUGCUAUCGAGUUCUAUCAUCGUAAUUUGACUGAUAAACGAAAACGCAACAUCCAGGAGGGUCUGCGAACGGGACGUCUUUGUUGUGUUAUUGCGACGGACGCUCUGGGAAUGGUAUGUCAUUUCUGUCAUUGA